This is a messenger RNA of Ictidomys tridecemlineatus (thirteen-lined ground squirrel), 2166 nucleotides long. It is a transcript of the gene Nmnat3, whose product is annotated as nicotinamide nucleotide adenylyltransferase 3. Gene Ontology annotation, molecular function: nicotinamide-nucleotide adenylyltransferase activity; nicotinate-nucleotide adenylyltransferase activity. Gene Ontology annotation, biological process: NAD+ biosynthetic process. The record is from RefSeq and is a predicted model, not a curated record. NCBI's taxonomy places the organism in Eukaryota, Metazoa, Chordata, Mammalia, Rodentia, Sciuridae. Gene Ontology annotation, cellular component: mitochondrion.
UGUCCCCUAGGAGCCACCCUCCGGGAGGGAGCCUGCGGCCCAGCAGCUGCGUACACACUCCGCCCACAGCGGGGAGCUCAGGGAGCGCAAGGUCAAGUGCGCGUAGACCCCGCCCCCCCAGCGUGGGGGCGGGGAGGGCUAGCCCAGGACAGUUGGUCCCAGCCCCUGGACAGUACGGGCCCCGAGGCGGCCCUGCGUUGGGACACCAGGAGCGAUCCCUACCGACCUGUCCUCCAGCGCGGGCCCAAGUUCAGCCCGACAGAUCCCCAGUCCCUGUCGCUGCGGGUGCCACUGCGGAGCCUCGCGACUCGCAGGAAAGCAGGGUGGCCACUGCAUUGGGCGCAGACACGCCUGAAAAAAUGAAGAGCCGAAUCCCCGUGGUGCUCCUGGCCUGCGGCUCCUUCAACCCCAUCACCUACAUGCACCUGCGUUUAUUUGAGGUGGCCAGAGACCAUCUGCACCAAACAGGAAUGUACCAGGUGACCCAGGGCAUCAUCUCACCUGUCAAUGAUGACUAUGGGAAGAAGGACUUGGUGGCUUCUCAACACCGAGUGGCCAUGGCCCGGCUGGCCCUGCAGACAUCAGACUGGAUCCGGGUGGACCCCUGGGAGAGCGAGCAGCCACAGUGGAUGGAGACGGUGAAGGUGCUGAGGCACCAUCACAGCCAGCUGCUCAGAUCUCCACCCCCGAUGGAAGGCUCGGACCCUGGCCAGGAGCCCUCAGCACCCACAGAAAGGAAAAUAUGUAUCGCGGCUGUGGCCCUGGCGCACUGCGUUGACUCUGACCUGCACACCUGAUUUCACAUUCCUUCCCAUUCCCUCGGGUUCUGUUUGCAUUUAGUUUGCCAGACUGUUUUGUUUAUUUUGCAAGAACAGAAAAACAGAGGUUUUGGCUCCUGGGUAAAUAGAAUUUCCAGUCUUAAAUAAAGGUUCUCCUGUGAUAGCAUUUGCUGCCCAAAUGAGAGGAGUGCCGUAUCCUUGCCUGGAGAGAGAAUUUUUCAUUUAUAAUCCUGUCUGUGUCACUUGGGACAGGAUGAUGUGAAAUCCCAUUUUAAACUGAUUGUGCUCCGGAUUUGCAAGGUACGUUUGGUAAUUGGGUUAAUACAUGAAUAUGAAUUUUCUUAUCCUGAUCUUCCUGCUUCCUAUAGGAGCGAUGUUUCUGCUCUUCUUUUUUUUUUUUUUUUUUGCAGAGGGCACCCUGCAAUUCAAUUCAGUCAUGAAGUUAUUUUCUUAGACCCAAACUGGGUAUUACAGCUACACACACAAGUGACUAAUACAUAAUCUACAAUAAUUCACCUAGACAUGAGCCUCAGAACAGUUUAGUACUGUUAAAGUAAAAGGAUUGUCCAUGGCACUAUAGACUAGAAGGGACCCUCAAUUUCAUCUGGUCUCCCGUUUUUCCAUUAUCAUGAAGUCCCACAAAUGAAUGGGAAUUUCGCUAUUAAAAACGACACCGAUGAUGCGUUCCACGGACAGAUUUGAGGAGCGCGGCUUUCCUUGCGCCUGUUGGAAGUCCGUGGUGUGCUUGAACAGCCCGUGGAUACUGCCUUCCAUAGCCCCUUACUACAAGGCCUCCCAGCCCAACCACCAUCUUCUCUUACUGCUGCUGCAGUGACCUAAUGGAAGUCCCCAACCCACUUCUGGCCCUGCAAUCCAUUCUCCACAUAAGAUCUGUGUGCAAAUCUGGUCACAUCACCUCACGACUCAAACUCCUUCUGGAAGGCACCAUUCAGACAAGGAAAAGACAGACUAGGAGGGAACAUUUGCAAAAUGCAUGUUUAGUAAUUUGUCUCCUGAAUAUGUAAAGAGCUCUAACAACAACAAAAAUAAGAUGAAUGAUCCAAUUUAAAAUGAGGUCUGCACCUACUAAUAGAAAAAGGAGGUCCAAAUCUCCAUCACAUCAGCUAAGGAACUUACUUCCUCAACAAGACUCCUAAAGUGCAAGAAGUAAAAUCAAGAAUCAAUAAAUGGGAUGGUAUCAAACUAAAAAGCUUCUUCACAGCAAAGGAAACAAGAACAUGAAGAGAGAGCCUACAGAAUGGGAGAAAAUCAUGUCACCUACACCUCAGAUGAAGCAUUAAUCUCCAGGAUCUAUAAAGAACUCAAAAAACUUAAAACCCAAUUAAUAAAUGGGCAAAGGAACUGAACAGAAACUUCACAGAGAAGA